CCUCGUGAGUCGUGCGCCUUGAGCUUCGGGGGAGGGAGGAGAGCGAGAGGAACGCCAUUGCCAUCGUGCUUAACAAGCUUAUGAUGGGAUCCACUCCUCUUCUGAUCCAUUGACUUCAGCUCUAAUGGUGGAUCUCGAGUCUUCACUGUCUUGUUUCUAGUGUGCUGCUUCUCAGCUUCAGCUCUAGUGGUGGUUUGUGGAGUUUCUUGGUCGAGUUUGGUUUGGGGGAGAUAUCUGAAGCUUUGGUCUUUUGCUGGAAUGCAGUUGAUUUGAAGGGUUAUUUUGAGAGAAUUUUGGGUUUGGAGCUUGUUUGCAGGGGUUUUUUGUUGUUGGUUUGGGUUGGUGGUGAAUCGUUGGGCAAGUGGUUCACUUUGUUGAGUUGGGGGAGUUUGAAUUUCAGAAGCUCUUGAGGUAGGAAGAACCAGAACUUCUGAAUUUUGACAUCUCUAGACUUGAAACCCAUAUUUGUUUACCUUCUAUUCAUAUUUCCUAAGAUCAAGUCAUGAGUCAGUUGAAUCUCAGAUAUUUUUCACUUUCAUCUUUGUCUUUUCUUUUCUCUCUGCUUUGCUACCUUUCUUCAGCUUUUGCUGAUCUUAGUUCUGAUGAGCAAAGUCUCCUUGCAUUUGCUGCUGCAAUUCAUCAUGGCAAGAAACUGAACUGGAGAAAGGACACCCCAGUUUGCAUGUCUUGGAUUGGUGUCACUUGCGCAGCUGAUGGUUCUCGAGUGGUUGCUGUUCGAUUGCCAGGGGUGGGGCUCAUUGGCUCUAUCCCUGCAAACACUAUAGGCAAGCUUGAUGCUCUCCAAGUUUUAAGCCUGCGAUCCAAUCGUCUUUUGGGAAUCCUUCCUCCUGAUGUUGCAUCACUUCCUUCAUUGCAUUAUCUCUACCUUCAGAACAACAGCUUAUCGGGAAAUCUGCCUACUUCUCUUUCUCCAGGCCUCAACACCCUCGACUUUGCUUAUAAUUCUUUCACCGGAGAAAUUCCUGAAUCUAUUAGAAAUCUAUCUCAACUUAGCACAUUGAAUGUCCAGAACAAUUCGUUAUCUGGUCCGAUACCUGACCUUCGACUACCUGGUUUGAAGCAUCUGAAUCUGAGCUUCAACAACCUUAAUGGCUCCAUCCCAUUUUCCCUCCAAAGGUUCCCUAAUGAUUCUUUCUUGGGGAACUCACACUUAUGUGGCCCCCCGCUUUCGAAUUGCUCUGCAGUGCUCCCCUCACCAGCACCGUCUCCAGUUCCACCUCCGUCAACCCCUCCAACAUCACCCCCACAACACAAAAAAAGCUUUUGGAAGAGAUUAAGCACAAAAGAAAUUAUAGCAAUCGCUGUCGGUGGCGGAGGGUUAUUGUUUAUAGCUGCGUUCAUCGUCUUGGUUUGCAUUGUGAGGGGCAGAGCAAGUGAAGGAGGUGGAGAGUCAAAGGGGAAAGGUGUCCUUGGUGGAAGGAAUGAAAAGCCAGUGGAGGAGUACAGCAGUGGAGUUCAGGAGGCUGAAAAGAACAAGUUGGUUUUCUUUGAGGGAUGUUCUUUCAAUUUUGACUUGGAAGAUCUGCUUAGAGCAUCUGCAGAAGUGCUCGGCAAGGGGAGUUACGGCACGGCGUACAAGGCUGUGCUUGAGGAUGGUACCAUAGUUGUGGUGAAGAGGUUGAAGGAGGUGCUGGUUGGAAAGAGGGAGUUUGAACAGCAGAUGGAGAUCAUAGGAAAGGUCAAGCAGCAUCCGAACGUCAUGCAACUCCGUGCUUAUUACUACUCCAAAGAUGAAAAGCUUCUUGUUUUCGACUACGCUCCUGCUGGCAGCUUUUCAUUGCUCUUGCAUGGAAAUAGAACUGCUGGAAGAACUGCACUGGACUGGAACACUAGAGUGAAGAUUGCACUCGGCACAGCUCGUGGCAUAGCACACAUUCACUUGGAAGGCACAGGUAAAUUUGUUCAUGGCAACAUCAAAGCUUCCAAUAUCCUCCUAACACAAGGCAUGGAUGCUUGUGUCUCCGACUUCGGCCUUGCUCCUCUUAUGAACAAUCCUGCAACACCGUCUCGUGUAAUAGUAGGAUACCGUGCACCUGAAACCAUUGAGGCAAGGAAAUACACUCAGAAAUCCGACGUCUAUAGCUUUGGAGUUCUGCUACUAGAGAUGCUUACAGGGAAGGCUCCCAUACAAUCUCCAGGACGGGACGAUGUUGUUGAUUUACCAAGAUGGGUGCAAUCUGUUGUUCGAGAAGAAUGGACUGCUGAAGUCUUUGAUGUUGAGCUGAUGAGAUACGAAAACAUUGAAGAAGAGAUGGUUCAGAUGCUACAGAUAGCGAUGGCAUGCAUUGCGAAAUCUCCAGAACAACGUCCAAAGAUUGAAGAAGUUGUCAGGAUGAUUGAAGAGAUCCGCCAAUCGGGUUCUGAUCCUCAACCAUCUUCUGAGAAGUCUUAGCGAUUUGAUUUGUGAACUCGGUAGUGCUCAUGGUAAUUUAUUGUGCUGUGCAAGAAUGGAGUUCUCAGGAGUGAGAACUCUCACAAUGUUCUUGAUUUUAUUGAUGAUUUCUUAUCCUUGUAUUCAUUUGUCAUGUCAAGGUGUAAAAUUUGUUGAAUGUGUAUCAUUUGCAAUUCGAAAAUCACCUUCAUUGAUUGUUUUA
Molecule: messenger RNA, 2615 nt
Organism: Dioscorea cayenensis subsp. rotundata (Guinea yam)
Lineage: Eukaryota; Viridiplantae; Streptophyta; Magnoliopsida; Dioscoreales; Dioscoreaceae
Product: probable inactive receptor kinase At5g58300
Exons: 3
Coding region: 503-2413 (636 amino acids)
Biological process (GO): protein phosphorylation
Molecular function (GO): ATP binding; protein kinase activity; protein binding
Source: RefSeq, a predicted model, not a curated record